AUGUCAUUUCAUUAUCUAUUCAAAGUCAUUCUUAUUGGUGAACCAGUGAUUGAAAAAUCGAAUCUUUUGCUCUCGUUUGCUGAUUAACAUUCUAAACAAAAUAAAGAGACGACUAUUUAUUUGGAGCUUGGAUCAAAAGUUAUCAAAUUAGAUGGAUUAAACAUAAAGUUACAAAUUUGGAAUAUUGCUGAAUCCUUUCAAUCAAUAACUAGAUCAUUUUUUAGAAAUGUAGCAGGAGUUAUUGUAGCUUAUGAUGUUACAAAAAGGGAGAGCUAUGAGAAUGCGGCUAGAUGGAUUGAUGAAGUGAAAUAGAAGGGAGAUCCUAAAUUAUCUAUGCUCUUAGUUGGUAUUAAAGGAGAUUUUGAAUAGUAAUAAAGAAGCUUAAUUUCAUAUAAUGAGGCACUGCAAUAAGCCAAGGAUUGUGGAAUUGAAUUUUUUGAAACCAGCUCUAAAGUGAAAAAGAGCGUUGAAGAAAUAUUUAUAAGAAUGACUUAAAUGAUAUUGGAAAAAGUCAAUCUAGGAGAAAUUGACCCUUAAUUAGAAAAUUUUGGGGUGAAAUUAGGAAGAGAAGAAAGCGCACAUUCUCAUGGGAAUAAAAAUACUGCUAAUUUGAUGUAACUACAAUAAAAUUAACAUCUUGGAGAAAAUACAAUAUCAAAUACUUGUUGGUGA
Molecule: messenger RNA, 672 nt
Organism: Paramecium tetraurelia
Lineage: Eukaryota; Ciliophora; Oligohymenophorea; Peniculida; Parameciidae
Exons: 3
Cellular component (GO): Golgi apparatus
Molecular function (GO): GTP binding; GTPase activity
Source: RefSeq, a predicted model, not a curated record